Molecule: messenger RNA, 1835 nt
Organism: Striga hermonthica
Lineage: Eukaryota; Viridiplantae; Streptophyta; Magnoliopsida; Lamiales; Orobanchaceae
Source: the annotation of a GenBank genome assembly
GUAACCAAGCGACUUAGGGAAGGAGAAGUUACCAUCUACUUGGGCGAUGCUAGUAGAGCAUCAACAGUUGCAGUGGGAGUCGUCUAUUUGGAUUUUGGCUUAGAUAGGUUUCUAGUUUUGAAAGAUUGUCUUUAUGUUCCUAGUUUUAGAAAGAAUUUGAUUUCAGUUUCUAAGUUGUUUAUGAACAAUUUUUCUGCUACUUUUGAUAAUAAAGUUGUUAUUCGUUUUGGCAAAAAGUUCAUAUAUUCUGGUUCAUUAGCUGACAAUCUAUACAUUCUAGAAUCUAAGUCAUCUCCACUGCAACAGAAACAAUUACUUAAUUCCUCAUCUAAUCUAAAUAAGAGAAAGGAACCUUCCAAAAUGAAUGAAACAUAUCUUUGGCAUUUAAGACUUGGUCACAUUAACCUUAGGAGGAUUCAAAGGUUGGUAGCAGACGCACCCUUGGGGUCGCUAGAAGUCGAGGGUUUUCCAACUUGUGAGUCUUGCCUGGAAGGCAAAAUGACUAAGAGGGUUUUUAGUUCAAAGGGACAUAGAGCCGAAGAUGUGUUAGGGCUAGAUCAUUCUGAUCUAUGUGGGUUUUCUUACAAGUUAUGUGCAAGGGCAAAGCGAGAUGUAUGGAGAAUCACUACUUUGAAACUCGAGCAUAUAUGCGAAGGGAGUUUGACGCACAAUCGACACCGUUCGGCUAAUUCCAAGGUUCUCGCUCAUAUUUACGCACCAACUAUUCAGACAAAUCCCCAGACGGUAUCUACACGGAGAAUUAUUGAACAAAUGCGAGAGGAGCAUGGUUUGUCGAUCAGCUACAAUGUGUCCCUCCGAGCAAGACACCGUGCUUUUGAAAAAUUUUAUGGAGGUCAUGAAGAAUCCUGGGGGCGGCUUCCCAGUUACUUGCACAUGUUGCAGGUUCAUAAUCCAGGUACAAUUGUCGAACUGCAACGAGAUGGCGAGGUAUUCCAACACUUGUUCUUUGCUCUAGGAGCUAGCAUUGAGGGCUUUCAACGAGCUGGUGUCCCAGUGAUUGUGAUAGAUGGUACCCACUUGAAGGGAAAAUACAAGGGCAUUAUAUUUGUUGCAGCCACAUUGGACGGAAAUAACCAAAUCUUUUCCCUCACAGUUGGUAUUGGUGAUGUAAAGCGUCGUGAGACUUGGAGUUGGUUUUUGACUCAAUUGAAAAGGGCCCAUGGUUGUCCUGAUAACCUCCUCAUCAUAUCGGAUAGACAUGAGUCUAUCAUAUAUUAUGUCCCAAUAGUGUUCCUCGAGGCGCAUCAUUCAUUUUGUUGUUAUCACAUCACAAAACAAAUGAGGUCUUUUGGGAAAUCUGUCUUGGACAUAUUUUACAAGGCGGCAUGUUGUUAUCGGCGUGAAAACUUCUAUCGUUACUUGUCAUCCCUCCAAAGCCUAAAACCUGAAGCAUUUAAAAAGCUAACUAAUGAAAUUCCGGUAAAUGCUUGGGCGAGGUGUUCUACACCUGUACAACGCUAUGGAUUCAUGACAUCCAAUUCAUGCGAAAGUUUGAACAACAAACUCCGUUGGGCCUGGAUGUUACCCGUUUGCUCGUUGUUGGAGUGUGUUCGAGCAACGAUAGAGAAAUGGUUUGCUGUUCGGUGUGCAUCCGCCGAGGGUCGCAAUCAUCCGCUAACGCAGUGGACUCAAUUGUGGUUAGACUUUUUGUUCGAGAAAGGUCGUACUCUAUCCAUUACCACACUCGGCAUGCAACGUUAUAGGGUUAUGGAAGAAACACGAUCCUACGUGGUAGAUUUAGAGGCAAGAACAUGUGAUUGUCGUGUGUUUGAAAUAGAUCUACUACCUUGCUUACAUGCAUCUACGGCUAUUCG